This is a messenger RNA of Seminavis robusta, 999 nucleotides long. Lineage: Eukaryota; Bacillariophyta; Bacillariophyceae; Naviculales; Naviculaceae. The record is from the annotation of a GenBank genome assembly.
AUGACUUCUUCUCUCAACAAAACACAAAACCCUUGGACCGUGCAUUCGACUUUUCGCGACGAAGUUGGCGGACAAGUGAAGCCUCAUGGAUUAGAGUGGCACAUGGGUGGUGAUUCCAUACUUUAUUAUGCUCCUGUAUCUCCUGAUGCCAAGGAGAUCAUUGCUACCAAGGGAUUGGACAAUGACGAAACGAGGCAGUGGCUAGUGGAAGCACACAACCGUUGGUGCUUUGCCAAAGACGAAACGUUCAAAAAGGUGCAAGAUAUCGAGGAGGUCCAAUGGACACCGGAUGGCAACCAUGUGGAAAUCUUUUGGAGAGAACCAGAACUCUUGACACAGCCAGAGCAGAAAUUCACCAUUGCUCAGGUGAGUGGACUUGUUCGCAUGGAUGCAUCGGCGAAGGGCGAGGAGCCUCCUUGUCAGGUCUGGAUUAAUGGAUACUUUGCGGGGGUUCUACAGCCAAACACUGUGGACUCCAUUGUGGAACAAGUGGAUCGGAUCCCCAGUAAGAAAUUGGUCUUUCGCAAGAGCCGAGGCAUCAUUCGUAUCGAACGCCGUUUCAAAGGUAUGAUCCGCGGGCAGGAGGUCUAUGAGCAUUGUCUUGAUAACUUGUACGCCUUGGAAGAUCCACAGAUUGUGGACAACAACACUAUCAUUGGCACUGCUACCUUGCCGGAUUGGAUCAUGGGUGGAGAAUUGACAAGUCGCAUCUGGGUGUCGGAGCUAGAGAAUGGGAGCAUUUUGUGCAAGCGUCCUCUGUACCGAGACGAUGUGGGCACCUCGGACCGCACCUACUGGAUGAAAAAGGGCAAAGAUGACGACAAGAUCGCCGUAUUUAAGGAGGAAAUGGCACGCAUUCGAUACUUGGCGACUCUGGAACAUCCAUUCGAGGCCCUUCGUCCUUCAGAUUUCAUUGUACCGAUAGACGAAGAGAAGAAGGAGCCAACUGGAAGGGAGAUUCAACACAAGCGCAGUAGCCGCAAGUUCUUUGGUCUUUAG